This is a messenger RNA of Spodoptera exigua (beet armyworm), 315 nucleotides long. Lineage: Eukaryota; Metazoa; Arthropoda; Insecta; Lepidoptera; Noctuidae. The record is from the annotation of a GenBank genome assembly.
GUGACUUGUCAAAUCUACCAACUUGCAAUUUAGCAUCGAAGGCAAAUCCAAAUAAACAAUUUUUUUCUCAAUUUCUCUGCGAAAUAUAUCAAAUUUGAUUCCAAAAUGUCUGACAAACAGAAAGUAGACCUCGGCCUCCUCGAAGAAGACGAUGAAUUCGAAGAAUUUCCCGCUGAAAACUGGGGAACUGAGGAUGCUGAUGAUGAAGACGUGUCAGUUUGGGAAGACAACUGGGAGGAUGACAUCGUACAAGACGAUUUUAAUCAACAGUUGAGGUUACAACUAGAAAAACUGAAGGAACAGAACAAGGCUUAA